Molecule: messenger RNA, 1083 nt
Organism: Crotalus tigris (Tiger rattlesnake)
Lineage: Eukaryota; Metazoa; Chordata; Lepidosauria; Squamata; Viperidae
Gene: CTRL
Product: chymotrypsin like
Exons: 7
Coding region: 102-899 (265 amino acids)
Biological process (GO): proteolysis
Molecular function (GO): serine-type endopeptidase activity
Source: RefSeq, a predicted model, not a curated record
GGGGAGGGGAAGUCAACUACACCUGGCGAAGUGCCACGGGUCAUAGCAAUAAAAACCUAGCCGCAGCCAGGGACCUAAAGCUCCUGGGAGUAGCAACCAAAAUGACUUUCCUGUGGCUGGCUCUUACUUACUUUGUACUCCUUGAUGUUGCCUGUGGUUGUGGGAUCCCAUCCAUUAAACCCAAUGUGAAAGACACAGACAGAAUUAUCAACGGGGUGAAUGCCAUUCGUGGUUCUUGGCCCUGGCAAGUCUCGCUGCAGACUAGCUCACGUAACCAUUUUUGUGGAGGUUCCCUGAUAAAUCAGAAUUGGGUUGCUACUGCUGCUCACUGCAAAGUGAAAGCGGGAACACAUUUUGCUUACUUUGGACUGUAUAACAGAUACGAUAAUGCUGCGCCAGCCCAACGGCGAUCCAUAGUCAAGGUGAUCACCAAUCCUUCCUGGGACCCUUACAAUAUAAAUAAUGACAUCACCCUCCUGAAGCUUUCUGCUCCAGUACAGCUGAAUGCUUAUGUGUCUCCAGUCUGUCUGGCUUCUUCCAAUGAGGUCUUACCCGCAGGUUUAAAGUGUGCCACAACUGGUUGGGGACGGGACAGACUGUCUUCAAAUGAACCUGCAACCAUAUUGCAGCAAGUCUCUCUUCCCCUGGUGCCGUCAAAUGAGUGCCAGCAAAAACACUCCAACACUAUCACCAGUUCUAUGAUAUGUGCCGGUGGAGCCGGUGCCACGUCCUGCCAUGGGGAUUCUGGUGGCCCUCUGGUGUGCCAGAAAGGCUCAGCUUGGUAUCUGAUUGGGAUCGUCUCCUGGGGAAGCCCCAGCUGUAACGUCCGGACUCCUGCUGUGUACACCCGAGUCUCCAAAUUCCGCAACUGGAUUGAUCAAGUAGUAGCUAGAAACUGACGACCUCCCUGGGAGACACAAGACAAACGCCGUCACUGGGAUUGCCCCGCAACGUAGGAAAUAUAUUAACACACGUUCUUGCAACUGAGAUAUGGAAAAAAAAAACAACAACACAUGGGCUUUCAUUUCAAAGAAAAAAAUCUUCCUCCAGUGAUCCUCUGUCAUAAUAAAAGGAAGACUACAA